AUGUUCAGCAAACUUGUUGCCUUUGGCGCCCUUUUGGCCGCUGCCAACGCUGGUCUCCUUGGCCACGGACACGCUGUGUCCUCUCAAAGCGUCGUGCGUCAUGAUGAGGGCCACGUUGCUCCUCUGCACUACGCGGCUGCACCCGUAGCCCACUACGCCGCCCCUAUUGCCCACUACGCGGCCCCCGUUGCACACUACGCCGCCCCAAUUGCGCACUACGCCGCUCCCGCUGCUCAUUAUGACGGCCAUGACACAUACGCGCACCCCAAAUACGACUUCGCCUACUCCGUGGCCGACCCUCACACCGGUGACCACAAGUCCCAACACGAGAGCCGCGAUGGCGACGCUGUGCAUGGCAGCUACUCGCUGGUACAGCCCGAUGGUUCCGUGCGCAACGUUGAGUACACCGCUGAUGACCACCAUGGUUUUAACGCUGUCGUCCACAACUCAGCCCCUUCCGUACACCCCGCCUCCGCUCCCGCUCACGGCUACCAUCAUUACUGA
Molecule: messenger RNA, 504 nt
Organism: Arctia plantaginis
Lineage: Eukaryota; Metazoa; Arthropoda; Insecta; Lepidoptera; Erebidae
Source: the annotation of a GenBank genome assembly